AUGUUACUUCAAGAGCCCGCGUGCAUCACAAUUUCAGAGCCUAUGCGGUGGCAGGAGCGUGGAGAUGCGGGCGGCAAUAUUUCGGCACAGGUGGAAGAGCUUCGUAUGGACGCCAGCAGCAAAGGACGCACGUGGCUGCAAGAGAAGAUUGCGAGCAUGACACAGGGUGUCUUGCAGAAGGUUGCAGCAGCUGUUGUUGUGUCGACACGUCGACAAGAUGGUUCGAAGGUGGCACUGGCUGAGUUGCGUAAUGCCCUCGUGGAGCAUUUUGCACCGCAGGAGCGUGGAGAUGCGGGCGGCAGUAUUUCGGCACAGGUGGCAGAGCUUCGUAUGGACGCCAGCAGCAAAGGACGCAUGUGGCUGCAAGAGAAGAUGGCGAGCAUGACGCGGGAUGACCUGCGGAAGGUUGCAGCAGCUGUUGUUGUGUCGACACGUCGACGAGAUGGUUCCAAGGUGGCACUGGCUGAGCUGCGUAAUGCCCUCGUGGAGCAUUUUGCACCGCAGGAACGUGGAGAUGUGGGCGGCGGUAUUUCGGCACAGGUUGAAGAGCUUCGUAUGGACGCCAGCAGCAAAGGACGCACGUGGCUGCAAGAGAAGAUGACGAGCAUGACGCAGGAUGACCUGCAGAAGGUUGCAGCAGCUUCUGAUGUGUCGACACGUCGACAAGAUGGUUCAAAGGUGCCACUGGCUGAGCUGCGUAAUGCCCUCGUGGAGCAUGUUGCACCGCAGGAGCGUGGAGAUGUGGGCGGCAGUAUUUCGGCACAGGUGGAAGAGCUUCGUAUGGACGCCAGCAGCAAAGGACGCACGUGGCUGCAAGAGAAGAUGGCGAGCAUGACGCGGGAUGACCUGCAGAAGGUUGCAGCAGCUUCUGAUGUGUCGACACGUCGACAAGAUGGUUCAAAGGUGGCACUGGCUGAGCUGCGCAACGCCCUCGUGGAGCAUUUUGCACCGCAGGAGCGUGGAGAUGUGGGCGGCAGUAUUUCGGCACAGGUGGAAGAGCUUCGUAUGGACGCCAGCAGCAAAGGACGCACGUGGCUGCAAGAGAAGAUGGCGAGCAUGACGCGGGAUGACUUGCAGAAGGUUGCAGCAGCUUCUGAUGUGUCGACACGUAGACAAGAUGGUUCAAAGGUGGCACCGGCUGAGCUGCGCAAUGCCCUCGUGGAGCAUUUUGCCCCGCAGGAUGAUGAUGUGCAUGCAUUGAAAGCUAGACUAGAGCAGCUUCGUAUGGAUGGCCGUCGGGAAGGCGUGACGUGGCUUCGAAAGGUUUUUGGUGAGAUGGAAGAGCAUGCGCUGCGGUCCCUGAGCGCAGCUGCUGGCUUGGGGCUUGUCGAUGGCAGCGGAAAGUUGCUUCCUAGCGCCAAAGUUCGGGCAUCGUUGGUGAAGUAUCUGGCUCCUGAGGAGAGAAAGGAUGAUCGGAACGAUAUCGGUGCAAGACUUUGGUGUUGGGUGUCGCAAUGCUGCGAGAGCGACGCAGCACUUGGCACGGAAUUGUUGAGGCAAACAGUGGCGUCGAAGGAGCACAGGACAAGGCUACUGUCGAUUUUGCCCGGCAAAUCAUUGUCCACUGUUGAAGGAUUGCAUUUGAGUGACGAGCACUUAUGCUCGCGUGUUGUGGAUGCCACGUUGCCUGUGCUGGCUGCCAUCGAAGAUGCCAGGUCACGCAUGCCGGUUGCACCGCCCAAGGACUUGCUGGAUGUGCCUGGAAUUUUUACUUGCCUCGGAACAGAGAACCUUUCACGGCACCAGAGCAUUGCAUUGUUAACGUGUUUGCUAAGCUGCCGGGACAUCGUGUCGAUGCAGAAAUUAGGUGCUUGGAGUCGCCUUGUGGAUUUUCCACGUGAACACGAUGUUUAUGAUGUCGCUGCACGCCUUUGGGAUGUACACAUGUUGAGAUCGGACUGUGAAUGGCAACCUGGCAGUGGCUACGAAGAUCGCGCCGAUGUUGUGGGGCAAGAGUCUGAAGUGGAGGGGGAGGACGCACAGAAGGAGGCCACUGGAGAAGAAGCAGUAGAUCGAGAUGAUGCUUCAGGCCAUUUGGUGUCUUGCAUCGUCGGUUUGAAUGAUGCGGCUGAUGAGAAAAACAAAUGGGUUCGCGUCUUGAAAGAUGUGGAGGAAGUGUGUGUGCGGCAAAGGGGUCAACGGCAGAGUUCAGCAGCCGCUGUUAUGCGAAAUCGAGCGAACAAUGAGCUUGGGGCGGCAGAGGCAUCUGAGACUCAAUUGCUUGGCCGUGAAGGUGUGCAAGAGCAUCAAACCUUGCACAAGAUCCGGCGUAUUCAGAAGGUCGCCCGUGGAACUGCUGAGAGUGAUCGACAAGCUGAAGCUGCCAUGUUCCAGGUCAAACCGUCCAAGCUUGUGGUGCCGACCCAGGAUGACCCUUUGUCAAUGUUCGAAGCAGCAACAUGGGCAAUGUCGUUUCCUGAUCUGUUUCCUUGGGGAGAUGGUCUACCUUUCUUGAAACGAGAAACAAGUUUGGAUGCUUCGGAACUCUUUCGAUAUCUGCUUCUUCGGGAAGAACUGGAGUAUGAUGAGCCGGACACUUUGCUGCCAGUCAUGUAUGAUGUUCAUCGACGUCUUCACUUGAUGCGAGCAACAAAAGCGCAUGUGAUGCGCCGAGGUUUUGGCAAGCAUUGUCGAGUCAUUUCAGAAGUGAGCACGGAGCAGCUCUUGCAGGCAAUGGCCCUGCACGGCGACAACUCCGACCUGCGAGAGCUCCUCCGAGACCCACAGAUCGAUGUGUCCUUGAAGCGUGCUCUAGGUGGUGUUCUGCAAGCGACCUCGAGCAUUAUCGGCAUGGAAGGGCACCGAAGUCAGAUCAGGUUGAGAGGUCACGCCGCAGGGUGGCACUAUGGGUCUGCCCAUUUGUUCGUCACCCCGAACCUCGCAGACAUCCGCUCCCCGCUUCUCCUACAGCUACAUCUGCAGAGCACAGUUGGCACUGUGGACGAGUGCGAGGUGGCCUUAGACUGGGAUGUCGACGUGCCUUCAAUGCCUACUGCAGCAGCAAUGCGACGGAUUGUUGCCAUGGACCCUGUCUCCCAAGCGCGCUGCUUUGCGCUCAUGAUGGACAUCUUCUUUGAGGAGAUUUUGGGCAUUUUGCCACCGUUGAAGCGUGAGAGCUAUCGAGCAGGGAUGCAUGCAACGUUUGAAGAUGGUGUUGCUAGCUCGUUGCAGGGUGGUGUUUUUGGAGAUGUUGCAUCUUUGAGUGGGCCGUUGGAGACGCAAGGGCGUGGUUCUCUGCACCCACACAUUUUGGUCGUUUUGCUGGGGCAUGAUUUGGGCAAUCGUUUGCGAAGUAUCAUGCAUCGCAUCCGCCACGGUGAGCUUGUCGUUGAAUUGAGACGCUGGAGCCAACGAGUCCUGGAGGCCGUUCAACGCUUCAAGUAUGAUUCUCAAUUGGUUCUUGCAGAGCAAUUGGGAACUUCACAGCCGCCACUUCCUUUCAACGAGCGUCAGCGUGCAGAAUGUGGUCGGCAGUAUGAGACGUGUGCGUUGAUGCCCACAGAGCCAGACGGUCACGAACUGGCCGCAGGCUCGCGCCUGACUUUGACAGGCUGCUACGCAUCUUUGAGGCCAAGCUAUCAAAGACGACAGCAGCAUGCAAUUGGUGACGGUGAGAUCUGGAAACGCAAAUUUUGCGAAGAUUACCGUCGUUUGGUGAUCCAAAAUCACUUUCACAAGUGCACAAAGUCCUGUUUCAAGAAGAAAGCUGUCAAAGGCAAGCGUGGCUGUCGCUUUGGAUGUUUUCACAUUGAGUUAAUCCAGGACGAUGAAGGGAAGCAGAAAAACUUGUGCCGCAAAGGUUGGCCGCGAGUGGAGAAGGCUUGCUUUUCCAGGUUGCAAUAUGAAACGCAAGAUUUGGCAAAGCUGGAGGAGUUCAAGAAUGAGAAUCCGCAUGUUUUUCAGGCACAGCGAGAUCAUCCUUUUGAAGGCAUGUCAAAUCCCGUGGCACAGGUGGUUAUGCGUUGCAAUGUAGAUGUGAAAUACCUUGGCCGAGCUUUCGCUGAAGAUGACCUGACGAAGUUCUCUGGUGGUGGCAUGUGCUCAGACUCAAACACUCCAUUGUCUGCUGCUGUUUCUUCGAGCAUGGAAGUGCACAGUCCAGGUGCUAUGCGUCCUGAUGCGUCACAGCCUGUGGCCGGUGUCUUGCAACCGGAACUGUCCGAGCAGGAACCGUGCAACAUGGAUGUCACGCAACAGGACGAUGCUUUGGAUGACACUGUCCAUGGGGAUGAGAAGCGCAGAAAGAUGUCCAAGUCAAAGUCUACAUUGCUGGAUGUUCAGAAGACGAACAACAUGAGAAUGGCACUUGAACGGGUGCUGAUCGAUAUGUCGCGUGACAUGCAAGAUGUUGGUUUCUACACUGGCGAAUACGCUGCGAAGAAGUUUGAAUUUUCCAGGAGCAUGCUUCCAGAGCUCUAUGCAGGAGUGCAGAGAUUGGAGGAGGAAGAAAAACAGCGGCAGGAAGCUGCUUUGGAAGAUGGGAGCAGGGAGGCUGCAGAUGCGAAGAAAAAUCCGGGCAUGAGUUCCCAGCAGAGCCGAGCGCUGAGCAUUUUGCGUCGAUUGGCUUUUGGCAUGAACCGUUGUGUGGCCAAGUCCAACGGUGAGAUGGCAUAUCAGUUGCUGUAUGAACAGGAGCAGUAUGUAACUUAUCGGGGCUACAACGUGUUCUUUCGAUAUGUUCCUUUUGCAAUCAUGCGGUGCAGAGAAGAAGCAAUUGCAGGAGCGAUCGCUGAUGCACCGCACCUCAGCGCGGCUCCAGUGGACUUUGUGACCGACACGGACGACGCGCCUGUUGCUUUGGAUGAAAUAGCUGAGGUUAUGCAGGAUGAAGGUGAAGCACCUCGGGUGAAGCAAGUUGUUGUGCAGUUCAAUCAGAAGGAUGACUACCUUCAUCGUGGUUCCUCAGUUUUGCUGCGGUGCAUGUCGUUGGUGAUGUACUCAAGAUUUGUCCGCAGGGUGCCGCGAGCCAAAGCUGGUAAAGUUGAUGGUGUGAAGUUUUUUGCUUUCGACGAACACUACCCGCAUCAUGCAUCAUCUGUGCAGGAGGUGAGAGCUACUGAUGACAACGUGGUUGUGCCUUCUGAUUUGCAUCUGCCACAGGACGCAGAGGUGCAGAAGUAUGAAUGCAUGAUUUUUGGUCGUUUUGCGCCGCAGUGGAGACAUUGGAAAGCUUGCAUGGUGUUGCGUCGUGAAGCGGCACAAGAGCGCAUGUUGGCAGGCUUGUCGAUGCCGGUGAUUCGAGAUGUGAUUACAGUCCGCAGGUACGUGCCUCGCAUGGAAAGCAGUGGAGCAACGGUUCCUUUGGAGUUUCUGAAAUUUGUCCUGGACAAGAAGUUGCGCCCUCGCGACUGCCGGAUGCAUGAUGUUGUUCGCAUUGUGGAACGUAUUGCUUGGUGCUUGGGCGUUGCCUUGAACUAUCAUUACACUCAGCUGUCUCCUCUGGAAUUCCUUUGCAUUGUCCAGACUACUUGGUUGGAGCGUUUCGAGCAACACCAUGCUGCGCGCCGGAUCAGCAGCAGUCGUCGUCGAGCUGAACGCUUUGCUUUGAUGACAAAGGUGGAAGAUGACGACCUGGAGGAUGAUGCUGCGCCUCCGGACAUUGAGGGGGACGAAGUGGAGGAUGACUUGCGGCAGCAGGACGAGUUGGAACGCAUGGAGCGAGCACAGUACACUUUGGACAAAGAUGCUUUGCAGGAAGCAUUGUUUCGAGAGCAGGAUUGGAUGCGGGUCUUGGGGAAUCCUCGUGCUACGGUGCUGAAAGAUACUCUCCGUCAUUUGCGUGACUUUGUCAAUGCUUUGGGAGGAGUACCAGAUGCAAGGACUGGGAUGGGCAUUCGAAGUUCUGGUUCCUCUGGGGUUGAACGCACGUGGACGUCGGCGGAUGCUGAAAGAGGCAUGACUUUGCAGAAGCAGUACUUGGAAUUCUGCGCCGGAGGCAUGGCAGAGGAAGAAGACGACAUGCCAGUAGACACCUUCGAACCAUUGGAAGAAGCCCUGGAGCCGUUUUUGGUUGCACUGAACAAUCGCUGCAUUGGACCUGGCGACUAUGCAGCAGAGCUUGCCAUCAACUACACACUCAAUCGGCAACAGAUUUUGGCAGUGGCGCCCAUUGCUUGGGUCAUGGAGCAAAUGUGGCUGAAUCGCUCCAACCUGGACUCCAUGAUGGCCGAUGGAGCUGCCACCGAAAGCUGCAACUGUUUGUGGUUGGGCGCUGGCAGCUCUGGCAAGACGUACGCCUAUGCCAAGGUGCUGCGGCCAAUGUUCCGCCGAUACUUCGGCGAUGCUGGUUACAUUGUGGGAGCCCCAACACACGCCGCGGUUCGCCUGCUUGGGCCAGAAGCCAAGACCUUGCACAAAUGGGCGAAUGUGAGCCCGAACAGUGGCCUCAAUCGACGCUCACUGCGUUCAGCCAAGAGCAAGGGCGACCCGAUUGAGAAGAAGAUCAUCGAGGUCAUGGCUGUGCUCUUGGGCGAACUCUCAAUGAACCCGCCCGAUGUGUACCAUGCGGCAGGAUUUCGGUUUUCUUUGUUACGGCAGGAACGGAUGAUGUUGGACAUGGGAUGCUACUUGGAUCAGUGGUUCGGCAAGGUGCCCAUUGGCGUGCAGCUGGGCGAUUUUUUGCAGCUGCGCCCAACCGCACAGCGCUCGCUGUGCGAGUGGCACGCCGCCCAACGUGCCACUGACAGCAUGGCUGCAGCUGCCAGCGAGGACGAAGACCUUGGAGAGGACGAAGCAGCGCAGCAGACCAGCAAUGCAGCUGAGCUUGGCCGGAUGCUGUUCAAGAAUUCCUUGCAGCGAGUGGUGCACUUCACAGGGUCGGGGAGGUUUUCCACUUGCUCAUCUGGGCAACAGCUUGUGGAAAUUUUGUUGGCAAUGCGAGAAGGCAAGAAGAUGUCGGAUGCUUUGUGGGCAGCGUUGGAAGCAAGAUCCUAUAGCACAGCGCAGCUGCAGGCCGACGAACUGCGGGGACGUUUGUUGGAUGCCCACUGGGGCGGUCUUGCUUGGGAGCAAGUGGCUCGUCUACAGCAUGUUCGCGUUGGUUUGGAGGCAAAGGAAAGGAAGAAAACUCUUUACCUCGUGCAAGCCAUCGAUCGAGCUACAGGUCCCAAUGAUCUCACAAGGGAACAAAGCAUCAGCGCACUGCAGAUUGUGAACAUGACCAAAACGCACUAUCUUAUGGGGAUUUGUCCGCUGUACGAAGGCAUGGCUGCGCGCAUCAGUUGCAUUUUGGAUGUUCCACUUUUGAACCGGGAGCUCCCAGUUAUUGUCCGGUCUGUCAAGCUACAUCCCAAAGAGCCAGCAAUUGAGGAUGACUGUGGCUGUGUUGUUUUGAAGUAUCAGCCAGUGGCAGUUUUGGUUGAGAUUGAUGAUCCCAAUUACAAGAACAUUCAGCUGCCUGGCGACUUGGCACCGCGGGGCCAUGUGUUGCUUCGUGCAGUUGCUUCGGACAAAGCCUGGAAUUUACAAGUGGGUCCGAAGCAACACGUUCCGGUGAUUCGCAAGCAAAUUCCCUUGGCUCCUCGAUGUGUUUUGACGCACUAUGGCUUGCAGGGCAUCACUGCGAAGAACGGACUUGUUGCUUUCUUGUCGAAGCCAUCUUGGAUGAAGGAUCCCGACUAUGCUCUGGCGAUUUAUGUCAUGUUGUCGAGGCCAAGAAAGUUGGAUGAUCUGUGGAUUAUCGAUUUGCCUCCGCGGCACAUGUUCGAGCAGUUUCUCCACGAGCACAAUCCUGCACUGGUGCAAAGGAUGAAAGAGUUCGAGCAGCAAGCGAAGGUGGACGAGAUCAAUGCAUUGGCUUAUUUGUCCAAAUUGCAAUGGCAACAUAGGGAACAAAUUCGCCAAAUGCUUGCGCAGGAUGACCUGCGAGAAAUGACCUGCUGA
This is a messenger RNA of Cladocopium goreaui, 7881 nucleotides long. NCBI's taxonomy places the organism in Eukaryota, Dinophyceae, Suessiales, Symbiodiniaceae. The record is from the annotation of a GenBank genome assembly.